GUUGUAAACACAACCAACAAACUAUAUAAGACAAAAAUAUUUCUGAAAACUUUUGAGUCGUUUAAAACUAAAAAGAGUGAAAAUGCAACUUUUUAUAUUAGUGGUAGCCUUUUUUAUAGGCUCCUCCACAGCUUACACUAAUGACAUCAACAUAUGUCAAGGAGCUGCUGACAAUUUAUUCCUACCAGUACUCAACAAUUGCUCAGCUUAUUAUGUGUGCAUGGAUGAAAUCCCACUAGUUAGGGUUUGCCGAGAAGGUUUCCUGUUCGAUGCCAAAACUCAAUCUUGUACAUUACCUGGAGAAGCUCAGUGUAUAAAGAAUUGUACAUCGGCCUUGUCUUCAUUCUGUUAUGAUCGUACUUGCACCAAAUAUGUCCUCUGUUAUGCCAACACUCCGGUGGUGCGUGAAUGCUGUGAUGGUCUCCAGUACAAUGCUGAAACAGAUCGUUGUGAUUUUCCUCAAUAUGUUGAUUGUGUAGAUGAUAUGUGCACCAUAUUCAAUAAUCCCAAAAAUAUAACUUUCCUGGCUAGUAAGGCUGCCUGUGAUAAGUAUUAUGUCUGCAUGGAUGGUUUGACUUAUGCCAGGAAUUGUUCUAAAGGCUUGCAGUUCAAUCCAGAAUGUAAUUGUUGUGAUUUUAAGUCCAGAGUUAAUUGUUCUAUUCCCGCUUUACAACGUAAUAUUAUUCCCCUUUCAAAAGCUCCUCCCCGUGCCGCUGAUAUUAAAUGUCCUCAAGAAGGUAUCCAUUUUUAUCCUCAUGCUCAAGAAGAUAAAUACUAUUUCUGCAUGAAAGGUCGUGGUGUUAUUAUGGAUUGUACUCCUGGUUUGGUUUUUGAUCCCAAUGUUCAAGAAUGCCGUGAAAAGAAAAAUAUUUUGAAUGUGUAAUUAAGAAAUUUUGAUUGAUAAAUAAAAACCGUUUUUCUCUUUAACUUUUUUUGAACACACAGUGAUGCCAUCUAUUAAUGUUGUUUAGUGUUAAGGUGUUUUAACGCUAAAAUAAUUUUCACAAAUUUUUUUGUUUUUUUAAAUUUUUAAUAAUAUUUUUAAGAAAAUUUUCAAAAUAUUAAAGUGCUAACUUUUCGAGACAAAAUGUUAUAAUUUUCAACCUAAUUUUAUAAACGAAAUUCUCUUAAUUUAUUUCUCUUCAAUACAUUUUUAUUUCUCAAAUAAACUCUAACUAAGCAUCACUGAAAAACACAUUUUGUGCGAGCACUGACUAAAUCUUUACGAAAACAUAUUUUUAUAAAUAAAUAUUUCAUUUAUUCAGUA
Molecule: messenger RNA, 1267 nt
Organism: Lucilia sericata (common green bottle fly)
Lineage: Eukaryota; Metazoa; Arthropoda; Insecta; Diptera; Calliphoridae
Product: protein obstructor-E
Exons: 3
Coding region: 83-883 (266 amino acids)
Cellular component (GO): extracellular region
Molecular function (GO): chitin binding
Source: RefSeq, a predicted model, not a curated record